UUCCUCACCUCCAACCCUCAGUUUCUUAUCCGGCCCGCCGCCGCCGGUCGCCGGACGCAUAGCCGCUCGCCGGCACGCAGCCGAAUCAGCGCUCCGCCUUCGCAUCUACCGCGCCCCGGAUCACCUUCCUCACCUUGGAGCUCGGCCGGUUCGCCUGCUCGCACUCGAGCUCUCCGCGUCGUGCAGGAAGUCGCUCGCUCCUCUCGGUAACUGCACUUCAACGGAACCGUCGGGGGCUUCCCACUCCGAACACCCGCGGCGGCGACAGCCUUUCACUACCCGUCACCUCCGUGCCGGCAAUCUCCACCUGAAAGUGCAUGCAGAGCUCCUGAACAACUAGAUACACAUUGGAUUGUGGUACAGGAACAUGUCAUAUGUCAGGAAGACAUGGGAGAUGAGUCUACGGAUGAGUAUUUGGAAAUCGUCAGCAAGACUUUUGCUAGUCAGGAUGAUGCCUUUCUAUAACAGCUAUGCUCUUGAGAAAGGUUUUAGUGUGCGGAAAAGCUACAUUGAGUGGGAUGAAGCCAACCAGGAGAUAAUUCUGAGGAAACUUGUCUGUAGUCGUCAAGGUUCGCAAGAAGAGAAGCACAUGAAGGGAGAAGAUAGGAAGAGGAGGCCAUAGCAUCUCUCUCGUGUUGGUUCGAAUCCCAUUCAAUGUAAACAAUAUGCACUAGCAUCUACUUGUGUUGAAUUUCGACAAAGAAGAGAUUCAAGUCCUCAACUCUCUACCGCUUAUUCGUGACGAGGCCAAAGAAACUACACUGGUGGAGUGCAGUCAGAUGUACUGGGAUAGGGAAAAGAUGACCGAUGAUUUCACGCAGGCACAGAUUCAUAUUUUCAACUGGAAAGUAUGUACAAGCCUUCUAUGUUCAGAUUGUAACACGCUUCGACUAGAAUCCUAUGAGAAACCUAUACUGAAGAAGGCCUACAAAGCUAUAAUGGCAAAGCUUGACAAAGGCAAUGCUGCAGACGACGACAUCCAGGUAAUCAGCGAUCAAAAUGACACCAACAAAAAGGAAGAAAGCCCUCCAUAUGAUGCCAGCAAAAAGGAAAUCAGCCCUCCAAGGCCAAUUGGCAGCCAAAAGCGGAAACUUGGGCGUCGAAGGAAGAUUGAAACUCCUAAACCUAUUAAUCCUGUAAAGGAUCAAUUUAAAUUAGCCACAGAUGGCUUGCAGAGAGAAGAGCAUGCAGGACACUAG
Lolium perenne is the source of this 1199-nucleotide messenger RNA. RefSeq lists its product as uncharacterized. The record is from RefSeq and is a predicted model, not a curated record. Lineage: Eukaryota; Viridiplantae; Streptophyta; Magnoliopsida; Poales; Poaceae.